Molecule: messenger RNA, 888 nt
Organism: Filobasidium floriforme
Lineage: Eukaryota; Fungi; Basidiomycota; Tremellomycetes; Filobasidiales; Filobasidiaceae
Product: Tgs1 protein
Exons: 4
Biological process (GO): 7-methylguanosine RNA capping; 7-methylguanosine cap hypermethylation
Cellular component (GO): nucleus
Molecular function (GO): RNA cap trimethylguanosine synthase activity
Source: RefSeq, a predicted model, not a curated record
UUCAACGGCGCGAUGAUCAAAAAGUCUUGGGAAUGUCCCGAGCUCGUCAAGCGGUAUACGGUAGAGAACUGGGAAGAGGAGAUGCCAGAGGAUAUCAAAAAGUACUUUCAUCAGCGUAGAACUCUCUUUACGCGGUACUCUUCCCACCCGAUCUUGCUGGACCAUACAGGAUGGUACAGCGUCACUCCUGAGAAGAUUGCCAACCACAUAGCGGAUCGAUGUCGCUGCGACACAGUGCUCGACGGAUUCGCCGGCGUAGGCGGCAACCUCAUCGCGUUCGCUUGGACGUGUGAGAGGGUGAUUGCCAUCGACACUUCGAUGGACAGAUUGAGGAUCGCAAGGCAUAACGCGAUGCAGUAUGGGGUGGCAGAUCGGAUAGAGUUCAUAUGUGCAGAUUAUGUCGAGUUUGUGGAAGCGUGGGCGAGACGGAAACAGAGGCAGAGGGAAGAGAGGGGGGAGAUGGAGGCAGUCGUAGGGUUAGGAGAGGAGGUGGAUGUCGUCUUUCUCAGUCCGCCUUGGGGUGGAACGGAGUACCUGGAAGCGACAGAUACCACGGCGGACCCGGACCCAGACGCUUCGUUCGCGAUCCCGAACCAUCUCCCGGCCUUCCCCCUGUCCACCCUCCUUCCACUCCCGGCCAAGGAACUGUACGACCUCUCCCGUAAGAUGACCCCGAACAUCGCAUUCUACCUUCCGCGAAAUAGCGAUGCCCACGAGAUCUCUGAAUGGGCGGAUGAGACGCCGUUGGACGAGAACGAUCUUACCGUCGGUGGGAAAGAAUGGGUCGAGGUGGAAGAGGAAUGGAUGGGCUGCGUAGGAAAGAAGGGAGCGGAUGGCAAGUUGAAGGCCAUCACGGCGUACUUUGGUGGGCUGGCAGGGCAGGGAGAG